AAACCAGGAAGUCACGAACUCCGGGCCACGUAGCACUUUUUAAAAAAUAUUUUAAAAAACCUAACAAAACGUAUUUAGUCCGCUUUUUACCCGUCAUUCCAAUGAAAGUAAGAUAAAACCCAGGUCCGGUAGGCGACGAGGCUUCACACUUGAGCGUCGGACACUUUGGAAAAGGAAAGAGAAACCAAACCGGGCGCCAUCGUCCAUCUUGAAAGUUUGCGAAGCCCCAAAGUACGGCGUCGAAUUGGAGAGGAGUUGCACAAUAUUUCGCCUACGGACUUGACGCGCCCAAGUCUGCUCUUGUUCUCACUUCCCUUCCAACAAAAAAGCCCAUGGUCUCGGAUUCUGGACUGAUCGGUCCAAGGUCCAUGAGGCGGCGGCCCAGGGAAGAGCGGUGCAGCUGCAGCAGCUGAUUGAAAGCGGUGCGGCUGUGAACAUGGUGGCCGUCGACUCCAUCACGCCUUUACACGAAGCGUGCAUACAGGGACACAGCCAGUGCGUCAAAUUGCUGCUGGGCGCCGGCGCUCAGGUGGAUGCUCGUAACAUAGACGGAAGCACGCCUCUGUGCGACGCCUGUGCUGCUGGCAGUCUGGAGUGUGUCAAGCUGCUGCUGGAGUACGGAGCCACGGUCAAUCCUCCGUUGUUUACCUUCUCGCCGCUUCAUGAGGCGUGCAUGGGAGGCAAUUCUGAUUGUGUCCAGCUGAUGAUCGACCGAGGAGCCUUCCUUGAGGCACACGACUGCCACUAUGGUACGCCGCUCCAUGUCGCUUGCGCCAGGCAACAUUACGACUGCGCCAAAGUUCUCCUCAAUGCAGGUGCAAACGUGAACGCCGCCAAGCUGCACGAGACGGCCCUCCAUCACGCGGCCAAGGCGAGGAACGUCCGCUUGAUCGAGCUGCUCGUUGAGUUCGGUGCCAACUUGAACGCCAGAGACAACCUGGACAAGAAGCCGGUCCAGUACGCUGGUUUAGGAUCACCUUCCUCCCUAUGCUUUCAGUUCUACCAGGACACACCCCUCAGUCUCCAGCAGAUCAGCCGGGUGGUUUUGAGGAGGAUCUUAGGCGUACGGGCGCUGGGUGUUUUCUCGAAGUUGGGUCUGCCCAAUCGCAUCGCAGGUUUUCUCUCGUACACGCCGCCUCCCGUUGUCAAAAUCUGAUGGAGCCAUGGAGAACAUUUUGACUGAUAAAAGCUGUGAAUUGGUCCUAGACAGGGGUCUCCGACUUUUUACCUUCUGGGAGUGACCAUUACAAACUGUAAAUGGCCCAGAGCCAAUCAUUUUUCUGGCAUUUAUUUUCAUAGCUUAAUUCAACCCAAGACUGAAUGCAUCUUUUUGUGGUGUGUCGUACGCUAUUGUGGCAACUAUAAGCCAGCUGCCAUCCAACCUUGGAGAUGCCGUGUUGCCAACUUGGCAACUUUCUUGCUAAAUCUGGUGACUUUCCAACUCCCCUUCACUACUUUUGUUUUGUCAAAAAAAAAGACGAGCUGCAAAUUUAGCGACUUUUUCAGAUGCAGGCAUGUGAUUUGAACUUAAUGAAAAAGACUGAAAAUAAACCGGGGGUUUAGGGGCCGCUUCCUUGCUCCCUCUAACAGGCAUGUGAUUUGAACUUGAUGAAAAACACUGAAAAUAAGCCCCAAAGCUCCUGGUUUUUCAGCAAUUGAAUAUGCAAAAAAUUGCCAAUAAAAAAGCACCAUUUAAAGAUGUUUUAGUGU
This is a messenger RNA of Entelurus aequoreus (snake pipefish), 1710 nucleotides long. RefSeq names its product ankyrin repeat and SOCS box containing 13b (gene asb13b). The coding region runs from base 437 to 1156 and encodes 239 amino acids. The record is from RefSeq and is a predicted model, not a curated record. The transcript is spliced from 6 exons. NCBI's taxonomy places the organism in Eukaryota, Metazoa, Chordata, Actinopteri, Syngnathiformes, Syngnathidae. Gene Ontology annotation, molecular function: protein binding. Gene Ontology annotation, biological process: protein ubiquitination; positive regulation of protein catabolic process.